AUGUCUUUAUCUGACUUAAAACAUUCUUUGAGGAAAUUGGAGUUUCCAGCAUGUUCUAAAGAAGCUUUAAUUAAAAUUGAGCAACUACUAGUAGGCAGAGCUGCACCAACAAGUAAGCAACUGGAUAUUGCUAUGGAAAUCAUAUCAGAAUUUGUUUUUUGCGAUGCAGACCGCCGCGGAGGCCGGCGGGGUGGCGGGCUUAAUCCGUUACAGGAGUUACAGCUUAUUGAUAUUAUCUGUGAUUACCUCUCGGCCUGCAGUAAUGAGACUACAAAGAACACAAUAUUUUUGUCCUUAUUUGGUGGCAUGGAAAAUCAGAGAAAGUUAAAAAUUCUGAGCAUACUGGCUAGUAUGGCUGUUUCUGCAUCUAGCACUCCAGUGCUGUUAGCAGUGGGGGUAUGGCUCCAACAAAUGGGAUGUUCAUCUCCUCAGUCCUUGCAACUGGUAGAAAAUAUAAUCAGAGAUCACUUCUACUUGAACACAACCAACCUGACCGCCUUGAAAUCCCUAGCUAGCACAGCACCACAGUUUGUCUGCAAUUUUAUUACAGCAGUCACUGAACUUUAUAUGCAAGAAACUCAGAAGCCAAUCAAAUUACCACCUAAGAAUCUUCUUGAAGUUAUAACAUUUUGGGUGUACUCCACGCCGACAUUGUGCAUGUCAGCACAGUUGAAUGCAGCCGCUUUACCUAGUGGCGCAAUUCCUAUGGCGGCAGUCACACCACUUGCUGGUUUAGUUCGAUGGUGCGCCUUUGCGCCGCUGUACAUUGAUGAAGAUGCUGAGAUGUUAGAGAUUCCACCGAAGAAAAUUAAAAUCGAAGGGGAGCGGGGUGCACUAAAGACAGUUAAAGCACAGUCAGAGUCGCAGUUGUAUAUACAAUUGCAACUGGGCUUACUACAGAGUUUGCGCGCGUGGCGGCGCCGGGGCCCGCCGGCAGCGGUGGCAGCUCAGCGGGUCACAGCAUUGCUGCCGGCCGUCAGGGAAUAUGCACAGAGGCUGCUUGAUAGAGGAUGCAAGAUCAACACUGAUCAGAAGCUGCAGGACUGCCUCGACCGGAUAGGCCAAGCAGUGCAAGUAGCUUUGGCUAAUGGCUGUGUCUAUGGCAACAUCAGCAGUCUGUUAGCAUCUUUGGACACAUUACCAGAAAAUAGAUUAUUAAGGAUUGUAAUCAAGACACAUCAGCAAGCAAUAUGA
Molecule: messenger RNA, 1194 nt
Organism: Parnassius mnemosyne (clouded apollo)
Lineage: Eukaryota; Metazoa; Arthropoda; Insecta; Lepidoptera; Papilionidae
Source: the annotation of a GenBank genome assembly